AUGAGCCAACCUUCUAUGGAAAGCAAGCCCAGGAUUGGAUUGGUCAACGGUGGAAAUUCGAAGGAGAACCGUACGGUGGAAGAGCUCCAGAAAAAGAUUCAGCAAGAGAUUGAAAAGGAGAGUGCUGGUGGAAAGUUGGAUAUCAACCUCAACGAUAUCCUCGGCAAGAUCGGUGCUCAUCUGAAGGUCGAAGGUGAUCUGCACAAGAGCGACAAUAAGACGACGGUUACAGACAACGGAAAGAGUGAUACUGAGAGCCAGUCUACGCAGCGUGACAAGCAGCAAUCGACGUCCUCGGAGCAUCACCCUUCGUCGUCGUCGUCGUCGUCGUCGUCUUCUUCGAAAGACCACACUUCGUCCUCCUCGCAGCACCAUCCGACGUCGACUUCGUCGAAACAUCACACAUCGUCUUCUUCGACGCACCACUCAUCGUCGUCGAAGGAUGACUCGUCUUCUUCCAAGCCCCACCCGACCUCUUCUUCGAAACACCAGUCGCGUCCUUCGAAGUACCGUUCUAAGGAUUCCUCGUCAUCUUCGACACACCACUCGUCGUCGAAGCACCACUCGUCGUCGAAGCACCACUCGUCGUCGAAGCACCACUCGUCGUCGAAGCACCACUCGUCGUCGAAGCACCACUCGUCGUCGAAGCACCACUCUUCGUCGACGCACCACUCGUCGUCGAAGCACCACUCUUCGUCGACGCACCACUCUUCGUCGACGCACCAUUCGUCCUCUUCAAAGCACCAUGCGUCCUCGACGCACCACUCGUCGAGCUCGGCUGCCCCUAAGGAGACUGGGUCGAAGGUAUCUCAGAGCUUGACUGCUUCGGGUCGUGCAUCGUUCAACUUGGGUGGCUUCUAUCGUGUCUCUAUGGAUGGGAAGUUGUCCGAGCGUAUCAACAUGGGCCAGAGUGGCUCGUCUGACUCGUCUGGGGGACGCGUUGCGGCGGCAUCGAACGAACCUAACGGUAACCUGCCGAACCAAAGUGUGAUUACGAACAACCCAUCGUAUGGCUUCCUUGAGGCGCAGGAUGACCUGUAUACCAUCCGAAAGUGGGCUGGCGAUCUGGGUAAGUUGGCCAGCAAGGAAAACCGCAAUGAGACUAUCAUGGCACUCUUCGAUGCUGCGUCGCGCUACUACCCUGAGGUGGAUACGAAGAAGGUUGUUCGCAUUAUGCUGGCCGAUAUUAAGAGCGAGUCGGACUUCGAGUCGAACAAUGUUAGCCCGGGUCGUGUUGAUUCGGGUGACAGCGUUGGUCUGCUCCAGAUCAGCCCGUAUGGUUCGGGGGAGCUGAAGCAAUUCCAGAGUAUGGCUCAAGGGGAUCAGAACACGUACUCGUGGACUCCCGGCACUGCUUCCGACGCGGAAAUCAGUCUCGGUGGAUUUUCAGAAUUGGGUCCACUUAUGGACUUCAAGAACAACCAGAAGAUGGACAUCAAGAAGCUGAGUAACGACGACCUAUCUCGUCCUUGGGUUAACAUCCACAUUGCCAUGUGGUUGCAAUCGAACCUGGGUCGUUCUGGCAGUCAAGAUCCGAGUGAUUGGGGCAAGAUCUCGAGCAAGUGCAAGGAUGUGCGUCAGGCUUACGCUCCUGCUCUUCGGAAGCUAGUGCCAAGCUCGCUGACAGACUCGACAGAGGCUCGUGCUUCUUCCUCCUCGAAUUCUUCGUCGAGCUCGAAUUCUGGAUCGAGCAGCUCCAGCAGCAACUCUAGCAGCUCCAGCAGCAACUCUAGCAGCUCCAGCAGCAGCUCUAGCAGCUCUAGUGACUGGAACGAGAGCACGUACAAGUCGAAGCUUGACGCGCUGAACAAGCAGCUCAAGGGAUCUCAUUAUCAGAAGCCCUCAUUUGCGACUGCUCUUGGCUCGUGGGUGGCUGGUCCAUCUGCAAGUGACAACAGUGGCUACAGUCGCUCGGGUGAUGAUGUCAGCAGUCAGUACUUCUCGCACAUCUCGGAGGGUCUUUCGGUUCUUUACACCGGCAGUGAGAAGAACAAGGACAAUUACGGCAAGAAGUGGCUCGAGGACAUUGUUCUUGUGCCUGGUCUUGUUGACUUUAGCGACUGA
This is a messenger RNA of Malassezia sympodialis ATCC 42132, 2064 nucleotides long. RefSeq lists its product as uncharacterized. The record is from RefSeq and is a predicted model, not a curated record. NCBI's taxonomy places the organism in Eukaryota, Fungi, Basidiomycota, Malasseziomycetes, Malasseziales, Malasseziaceae. The transcript is spliced from 2 exons. Bases 1 to 2064 code for a protein of 687 amino acids.